CGGAAGAUGUGGGGGGUCAUGGGGAGGCGAGGGAGAGGGAGGGGGCGGAGAGGGGGAAGGAAAGGGGGAGGCGAGGGAGAGGAGAGGGAGAGGAGAGGGAGAGGAGAGGGAGAGGAGAGGGAGAGGAGAGGGCACGUGGGGCGUGGGGGGGGAAGUAGAAUAGAGGGCAAGAGGGGAAAAGAGGGAGCAAGAGGGGAGAAGAGAGGGAGCAAGAGGGAAAGAGGGAGAAGAGGGGAAAGAGGGGAAGGGGGAGGGGGAAGAGGGAGCAAGAGGGAAAAGAGGGAGCAAGAGGGGAAAAGAGGGAGCAAGAGGGGAAAAGAGGGGCAAGAGGGAAAGAGGGAGCAAAGGGGAAAAGAGGGGCAAGAGGGGAAAAGAGGGGCAAGAGGGGAAAGAGGGGCAAGAGGGGAAAAGAGGGGGCAAGAGGGGAAAAGAGGGAGCAAGAGGGGAAAAGAGGGAGCAAGAGGGGAAAAGAGGGGGCAAGAGGGGAAAAGAGGGCAGAGGGAAGAGGGGGCAAGAGGGAAAAGGGGGCAAGGGGAAAAGAGGGGCAAGAGGGAAAGAGGGGAAGAGGGGAAAAGGGGGCGGGGAAGGGGCGGGGGAGGGGGAGGGGGGGGGGGAGGGGGGGGGGAGGGGAAAGAGGGGGCAAGAGGGGAAAGAGGGGCAAGAGGGGAAAAGAGGGAGCAGAGGGGAAAAGAGGGGCAAGGGGAGAGGGGGCAGAGGGGGAAAGAGGGGAAAAAGGGGCAAGAGGGAAAAGAGGGGGCAAGAGGGGAAAAGAGGGAGCAAGAGGGGAAAAGAGGGAGCAAGAGGGGAAAGAAGAGGGGCAAGAGGGGGAAAAGAGGGAGCAGAAAAGAGGGAGAAGAGGAAAAGAGGGGCAAGAGGGGAAAGGGGAGCAAGAGGGAAAAGAGGGGCAGAGGGGAAAAGAGGAGCAAGGAGGGGAAAAGAGGGGCAAGAGGGGAAAAGAGGGAGCAAGAGGGGAAAAGAGGAGCAAGAGGGAAAAGAGGGAGCAAAGGGGAAAAGAGGGAGCAAGAGGGGAAAGAGGGAGCAAGAGGGGAAAAGAGGGAGCAAGAGGGGAAAGAGGGGGCAAGAGGGGAAAAGAGGAGCAAGAGGGGAAAGAGGGGGCAAGAGGGGAAAGAGGGAGCAAGAGGGGAAAAGAGGGAGCAAGAGGGGAAAAGAGGGAGCAAGAGGGGAAAAGAGGGAGCAAGAGGGGAAAAGAGGAGCAGGGGAAAAGAGGGGCAAGAGGGGAAAAGAGGGAGCAAGAGGGGAAAAGGGGGCAGAGGGGAAAAGAGGGAGCAAGAGGGGAAAAGGGAGCAAGAGGGGAAAAGAGGGGGCAAGAGGGGAAAAGAGGGAGCAAGAGGGAAAAGAGGGGCAAGAGGGGAAAAGAGGGGCAAGAGGGGAAAGAGGGGCAAGAGGGGAAAAGAGGGGCAAGAGGGGAAAAGAGGAGCAAGGGGGAAAAGAGGGCAAGAGGGGAAAAGGGGGGCAAGAGGGGGAACAAGAGGGGAGCACAGAGGGGAAAAAGAGGGAGCAAGAGGGGAAAAGAGGGAGCAAGAGGGGGAAAAGAGGGAGCAAGAGGGGAAGAAGAGGGGAGCAAGAGGGAAAAGAGGGGGCAAGAGGGGAAAAGAGGGGGCAAGAGGGGAAAAGGAGGAGGGCAAGAGGGAAAAGAGGGAGCAAGAGGGGAAAAGAGGGAGCAAGAGGGGAAAGAGGGAGCAAGAGGGGAAAGAGGGGGCAAGAGGGGAAAAGAGGGAGCAAGAGGGGAAAAGAGGGGCAAGAGGGGAAAAGAGGGGCAAGGGGGAAAAGAGGAGCAGAGGGAAAGAGGGGCAGGGGGAAAGAGGGGGCAAGAGGGAAAAGAGGGGGCAAGAGGGAAAAGAGGGGGCAAGAGGGGGAAAGAGGGGGCAAGAGGGGAAAGAGGGGCAAGAGGGGGAAAAGAGGGGCAAGAGGGGAAAAGAGGGGGGCAAGAGGGAAAAGAGGGGCAGAGGGGAAAAGAGGGAGCAAGAGGGGGAAAGAGGGGAGCAAGAGGGGAAAAGAGGGAGCAAGAGGGGAAAAGAGGGGAGGCAAGAGGGGAAAAGAGGGAGCAAGAGGGGAAAAGAGGGAGCAAGAGGGGGAAAAUGGGAAAAGAGGGGCAAGAGGGGAAAAGAGGGAGCAAGAGGGGAAAAGAGGGAGCAAGAGGGGAAAAGAGGGGGCAAGAGGGGAAAAGAGGGAGCAAGAGGGGAAAAGAGGGAGCAAGAGGGGAAAAGAGGGGCAAGAGGGGAAAAGAGGGGCAAGAGGGGAAAAGAGGGGCAAGAGGGGAAAAGAGGGAGCAAGAGGGGAAAAGAGGGGGCAAGAGGGGAAAAGAGGGGGCAAGAGGGGAAAAGAGGGGCAAGAGGGGAAAAGAGGGGCAAGAGGGGAAAAGAGGGGCAAGAGGGGAAAGAGGAGCAAGAGGGGAAAAGAGGGGCAAGAGGGGAAAAGAGGGGGCAAGAGGGGAAAAGAGGGAGCAAGAGGGGAAAAGAGGGGCAAGAGGGAAAAGGGGCAAGAGGGGAAAGAGGGGGCAAGAGGGGAAAAGAGGAGCAAGAGGGAAAAGGGGGCAAGAGGGGAAAAGGGGGGCAAGAGGGGAAAAGAGGGGGCAAGAGGGAAAAGAGGGGCAAGAGGGGAAAAGAGGGGGCAAGAGGGGAAAAGAGGGAGCAAGAGGGGAAAAGAGGGGCAAGAGGGGAAAAGAGGGGCAAGAGGGGAAAAGAGGGGCAAGAGGGAAAAGAGGGAGCAAGAGGGGAAAAGAGGGGCAAGAGGGGAAAAGAGGGCAAGAGGGGAAAAAGAGGGGAGCAAGAGGGGAAAGAGGGAGCAAGAGGGAAAAGAGGCAAGAGGGGAAAAGAGAGGGACAAGAGCGGAAAAGAGGGAGCAAGAGGGAAAAGAGGAGCAAGAGGGGAAAAGAGGAGCAAGAGGGAAAAGAGGGGCAAGAGGGGAAAAGAGGGGCAAGAGGGGAAAAGAGGGGCAAGAGGGGAAAAGAGGGGGCAAGAGGGAAGAGAGGGCAAGAGGGAAAAGAGGGGCAAGAGGGGAAAAGAGGGGCAAGAGGGGAAAAGAGGGAGCAAGAGGGAAAAGAGGGAGCAAGAGGGGAAAAGAGGGGCAAGAGGGGAAAAGAGGGGCAAGAGGGGAAAAGAGGGGCAAGAGGGGAAAAGAGGGGCAAGAGGGGAAAGAGGGAGAGAGGGGAAAAGAGGGAGCAAGAGGGGAAAAGAGGGGGCAAGAGGGGAAAGAGGGAGCAAGAGGGGAAAAGAGGGGCAAGAGGGGAAAAGAGGGGCAAGAGGGGAAAAGAGGGGCAAGAGGGGAAAAGAGGGGCAAGAGGGGAAAAGAGGGGGCAAGAGGGAAAAGAGGGGCAAGAGGGGAAAAGAGGGGCAAGAGGGGAAAAGAGGGAGCAAGAGGGGAAAAGAGGGAGCAAGAGGGGAAAAGAGGGGGCAAGAGGGGAAAAGAGGGGCAAGAGGGGAAAAGAGGGGCAAGAGGGGAAAAGAGGGGGCAAGAGGGGAAAAGAGGGAGCAAGAGGGGAAAAGAGGGAGCAAGAGGGGAAAAGAGGGGGCAAGAGGGGAAAAGGGGGCAAGAGGGGAAAAGAGGGAGCAAGAGGGGAAAAGAGGGGCAAGAGGGGAAAAGAGGGGAAGAGGGGAAAAGGGGGCAAGAGGGGAAAGAGGGGCAAGAGGGGAAAAGAGGGGCAAGAGGGGAAAAGAGGGGCAAGAGGGGAAAGAGGGAGCAAGAGGGGAAAAGAGGGGCAAGAGGGGAAAAGAGGGAGCAAGAGGGGAAAAGGGGGCAAGAGGGGAAAAGAGGGGAAGGGGAAAAGAGGGGCAAGAGGGAAAAGAGGGGGCAAGAGGGGAAAAGAGGGCAAGAGGGAAAAGAGGGGCAAGAGGGGAAAGAGGGAGCAAGAGGGGAAAAGAGGGGCAAGAGGGGAAGAGGGAGCAAGAGGGGAAAGAGGGAGCAAGAGGGGAAAAGAGGGGCAAGGGGAAAAGAGGGAGCAAGAGGGGAAAAGAGGGGCAAGAGGGGAAAAGAGGGGCAAGAGGGGAAAAGAGGGCAAGAGGGGAAAAGAGGAGCAAGAGGGGAAAAGAGGGGCAAGAGGGGAAAAGAGGGGCAAGAGGGGAAAGAAAGGGCAAGGGGAAAAGAGGGGCAAGAGGGGAAAAGAGGGCAAGAGGGGAAAAGAGGGAGCAAGAGGGGAAAAGAGGGGGCAAGAGGGGAAAAGAGGGGCAAGAGGGAAAAGAGGGGCAAGAGGGGAAAAGAGGGGGCAAGAGGGGAAAAGAGGGGCAAGAGGGGAAAAGAGGGGGCAAGAGGGAAAAGAGGGGGCAAGAGGGGAAAAGAGGGGCAAGAGGGGAAAAGAGGGGCAAGAGGGGAAAGAAGCAAGAGGGGAAAAGAGGGGCAAGAGGGGAAAAGAGGGGCAAGAGGGGAAAAGGGGGCAAGAGGGAAAAGAGGGCAAGAGGGAAAAGGGGGCAAGAGGGGAAAAGAGGGGCAAGAGGGGAAAAGGGGGCAAGAGGGGAAAGAGGGAGCAAGAGGGGAAAAGAGGGGCAAGAGGGGAAAAGAGGGGCAAGAGGGGAAAAGAGGGGCAGGGGAAAAGAGGGCAAGAGGGGAAAAAGAAGAGGAAAAGAGGGGCAAGAGGGGAAAGAGGGAGCAAGAGGGGAAAAGAGGGAGCAAGAGGGGAAAAGAGGGGCAAGAGGGGGAAAAGAAGGGGAGCAAGAGGGAAAGGGGAAGAAAAAGAGGGGAGCAAGAGGGGAAAAGAGGGGGCAAGAGGGGGAAAAAGAGGGGCAAGAGGGGAAAAGAGGGGGCAAGAGGGGGAAGAAAAGAGGGGGAGAGAAAGAGGGGGCAAGAGGGGAAAAGAGGCAAGAGGGGAAAAGAGGAGCAGAGGGGAAAGAGGGGCAAGAGGGGAAAAGAGGGGGCAAGAGGGGGAAAAGAGGGGCAAGAGGGAAAAGAGGGGGCAAGAGGGGAAAAGAGGGGCAAGAGGGAAAAGAGGGGCAAGAGGGGGAAAGAGGGGGCAGAGGGGAAAAGAGGGGGCAAGAGGGGAAAAGAGGGGGCAAGAGGGGAAAAGAGGGGCAAGAGGGAAAAGAGGGGGCAAGAGGGAAAAGAGGGGGCAGGGAAAUGAAAUGGGCGAAGGGAAAAAUCCAAGAAUCCGCCGUGCACCUGAAAGGGAAGGAAGAAUUGGAGAUAGACGGGGAGAAAGAAGGGGAGAAAGAAGGGGAGAAAGAAUGGGAGAAAGAAGGGGAGAGAGAAGGGGAGAGAGAAGGGGAGAAAGAAGGGGAGAAAGAAGGGGAGAAAGAAGGGGAGAGACAAGGGGAGAAAGAAAGGGAGAAAGAAGGGGAGAAAGAAGGGGAGAAAGAAGGGGAGAGAAAAGGGGAGAAAGAAGGGGAGAAAGAAGGGGAGAAAGAAGGGGAGAGAAAAGGGGAGAAAGAAGGGGAGAAAGAAGGGGAGAAAAAGGGCACGGGGAGAGAAAAGGGGAGUCAAGGAUAGCGUUUCGCAGAAAAAGGGGCUAGGCGUGA
This is a messenger RNA of Closterium sp. NIES-67, 5465 nucleotides long. NCBI's taxonomy places the organism in Eukaryota, Viridiplantae, Streptophyta, Zygnematophyceae, Desmidiales, Closteriaceae. The record is from the annotation of a GenBank genome assembly.